Molecule: messenger RNA, 870 nt
Organism: Papaver somniferum (opium poppy)
Lineage: Eukaryota; Viridiplantae; Streptophyta; Magnoliopsida; Ranunculales; Papaveraceae
Exons: 2
Coding region: 1-870 (289 amino acids)
Source: RefSeq, a predicted model, not a curated record
AUGACCAAAUUAAAUAACUUCAUUGCCAGACAUGAAUUAUUUGAUUUGCCUCUUAAUGGUGCAACUUUUACAUGGACCAACAAUCAGUUCAACAGUAUAAGAAGCAGGAUUGAUAUAUUUUUUAUCUCAGCUGAAUGGGAACUCUACUUUCCAAGGGUUAUGCAACAAGCUUUACCAAGACCUUGCUCUGAUCACAACCCCAUUGAUCUUUUCUGUGAUGGUGUGAAGACUGGUCCAGGCCCAUUCAGAUGUAGUGCUAGUUUUUCAAUUUGUAAAAAAUUACAAUUGUUGAAACAAAUUUUGAGAACUUGGAGUAAGCAAGAAUAUGGAGACCUUGAAAGGAGAAUGGAGGAACUUGAAGAUACCUUUGUGACUUUGGAUGCAGAAGAGAAUAUGAAUAAUGGUCUUUCUGAGGAGCAGUGGGAUUCAAGAUUUCAAGCAAGACAGGAAUACUGCAAGUUGGCUGUCAUUAAAGCAGGAAAAUGGAGAGCAGGAGCAAGAGUUAAUCACAUACAACAGAAUGAUGACAAUACUAAAUACUUUCACAGAUUGGCUUCUGAUAGGAGAAGAAUGAGCUACAUUGGAGCUAUUACAGUGAAUGGUGAAAUGACUACAGUUGAAGCUGAAAUCAAAGAUGGAAUUGUUCAACAUUUCCAAAAUAUUUUUCAAAAUCAAAGCAACAGAACUGUUACAAUGGAUUUUAUGAAUUUCAAAGGCAUUUCAGAUGAGCAAAAAAUUUGGUUGGAAAGUGAAGUUACUGAAGUGGAGUGCUUAGCUGCAAUGAAGAAGUUGGGUCAAAACAAGGCCCCGGGACAUGAUGGAUUUCCAAUUCAGUUUCUAUGUACAUUGUUGGGAUAUUAUGAAGAAUGA